UCAUGAAGAAGUUCCAGUUAUUUGUCAUUGCACUUUCGCUAGUCGCUCUUCACUUGACAGCGGAAACAUUUGCAUUUAAUCGACACCGGCGUGACGCUGAUGAUACCGAAACAACAACAACGACAGGGGAUGCCAGUUCAACGAGUGAAUCCACUUCGGAAUCGACAGAAACAACAAAAAGUUCAGACCCCGCAUCAUCCGAUUCUAGCACAACUAAAUCUGAUGAAACUACAACUAAAAGUUCGGACACCACAACAUCAGGUGAAACUACAACAAAAUCUUCAGGUAAUAGUGACAUCACAACGGACUCUUCAACCAAUGCCAGUACUACAAAAAAAGAUGAUGACACAACGACUACAUCAGGUAAUAGUGACACAACAACAACACCAGCAUCAACAACAUCAGAUAGCACAACAACAUCGGCAGCAAGUAGUACAGAUUCAACGACAACAACAACAACACAACAACCUUCUUCUUCGAGUUCAUCGACGAGCACCACAGAAGAACCAACGACAACAAGCACAACGACUCAGUCUACCACCGAGGAAGCAAGUACAUCGACAAGCACGACUGAGCAACCGACAACAACUUCUUCGACGAGUACAAAUGAGGAACAAACAACAACUUCUUCAACUAGCACGACUGAGGAACCAACAACCAAUUCUUCGACGAGUACGACCGAGGAACCAACAACAACUUCUUCUACUAGCACAACUGAGGAACAAACAACUACGACAGAGCAACCAACGACAACGACUGUACAAUCAUCAACCGUUACAGAUUUGAAGGACGAAGAUGACGAACUUGUGGGCGAUACUCAAACACCAAGUUGUUGGAGUACAACAACAACAACGACAACUUCAGCUCCUACUGUUGGCAAUGCCAAUGACCAAUCGAAUUGUGGAGAUUCUCAAACAACAACGACAGCUCCAGCUACUGUUGGCAAUGCCAAUGACCAAUGGAAUUGUGGAGAUUCUCAAACAACAACGACCACUCAAAAUCCAAAUGUUGGUGGCGCACAGCAAGAUGAUUGUGGAAAUCAAACAGCACCGGUUGGUUCACAAAACCCGGCACAACAAGAUCCGGCACAACAAAAUCCACAAAAUUCUGCACCACAAAAUCCCAAUUGUGAUCCUGGAACAUAUACCUACUUAUAUGCACAACCAGAUCCAAAUCAAAAUUCAGUUUAUUACCCAAACAAUGCACAGCCAGCAUACAAUCCAAAUGCCGUUCAACCGACCUACUAUCAACAAAGUGCUCCCAGCUAUAACUAUGCUCCACAACAAAGUGCGCCAAGCUAUUACUAUGUGUCAGCCCCCGCAUCGGCUCCAGCCGUUCCAUGCCCACCCGGUCAACAACAACAAAGUGCACCAAGCGCUCCCCAAAGUGUACCAAGCUAUAGCUAUAGCUAUCCAAGCGCUCCACAAAGUGCACCGAGCUAUUACUAUGUGUCAGCUCCAGAAUCGGCUCCCGCAGCACCACCGGCUCAACCAUGUCCACAGUAUAGCAACGAUCCAGAGAUCGAAUCACUUCUUCAAUAUACUUACAACAAUUAUAAUCAGUACCAACAAGCUCAACCCCAACAACCUCAGUAUCAACAAGCUCAAAGCCAGCCAGCACCUCAAUAUGUCGCAUGCUAAGCAUUCAACAUUACAUACCUUCAUUUUUCUUACAAUUUUCUUUCAAUUUUUCUAUUUUUAGCUGUAAGUUUUUUUGUGUCUUACUUGAGUAGAUUGAGAACGAAAAAAAAAAACAAAACUAGUUUUAGUGAGAUUACAUUUAGAGUGUCUUUAU
Molecule: messenger RNA, 1794 nt
Organism: Contarinia nasturtii (swede midge)
Lineage: Eukaryota; Metazoa; Arthropoda; Insecta; Diptera; Cecidomyiidae
Exons: 5
Coding region: 3-1640 (545 amino acids)
Source: RefSeq, a predicted model, not a curated record